Messenger RNA from Microthlaspi erraticum, 327 nucleotides. The record is from the annotation of a GenBank genome assembly. NCBI's taxonomy places the organism in Eukaryota, Viridiplantae, Streptophyta, Magnoliopsida, Brassicales, Brassicaceae.
AUGGCAUUCGCUGGAAAAGAUCCACUAAGAGCUCCAAUAUCUCUUGCUCUAGACAAUAGAGUCAUCUUCACUCAAGAAGGACUUGUUGAAGAAGAGGAUCAAGAAAGGGUCAUUGAAGAUUUUUGUUUACUGCUGAAUGAUGAAGAGAUUGUUGCUGCUGAGGCUCCUGGAGUCCAGAUUGAUCAACCAGAAGUGCAGGCACCUACUGUGGCCAUUCACACUUCACCAGUUGAGCUCGCACAACAAGCUCGAUCGGCAGCUCGAUCGAGUCCAACUCUAGCUCGAUCGAGUCCGACCUCUUCUGUCCGACAGCCAAUUUUUGCUUGA